Molecule: messenger RNA, 3846 nt
Organism: Nerophis lumbriciformis (worm pipefish)
Lineage: Eukaryota; Metazoa; Chordata; Actinopteri; Syngnathiformes; Syngnathidae
Product: glutathione hydrolase 7
Biological process (GO): glutathione catabolic process
Cellular component (GO): plasma membrane
Molecular function (GO): glutathione gamma-glutamate hydrolase
Source: RefSeq, a predicted model, not a curated record
UGAAGGGAGGGAGGGACAGACAGAGGAUAGCUGAGCUUUGCAGCUAAACAAUCCUGUUUGGUGGCCUACCUUGUUCUUUCUCACACCUUGAUGAAGACUUCGACUGUACGGAUUUCAAAAUAAAAACAAAAAUCCAGCUCUUAAAUGUGACCAUCACCAUCAAUCAAUGCCGUCUCAAGGUCAAGAAGAAUAGCCAUGAACAACCCCACCCCCGAAAUAGUGGCGGGACACCCUGCUGGACUUGUUGUGGAUAAAGAUGCUACUUCAGAGACAGCAUUGGGGGGCGCCUACUCUCCGGUGGACUAUAUGAGCAUCACAAGCUUUCCCAGACUGCCAGAGGACGAGAUGGUGUCUUGCGACAACGCCGCAAAAUCUCGCAAAGAUGAGGACAACAUCUUGGGCGACCAAGAGACAGACCCAGAUGGAUUUUUAAAGUCUGCUCGUCUCCGGCGUCUCCCAUCCUCAGCUUCUGACCUGGCCUACCAUGAUGCUGUAUCUCUGAGGGAAACCACUAGCGACCCUUUUACUCAAGAUUGUGCCUGCCAGCGGGAUGGACUGACCGUCAUCAUCACUGCAUGUCUCACCUUCGCCAUAGGAGUCACUGUAGCUCUCGUCAUGCAGAUCUACUUUGGAGAACCCCAGGUUUUUCACCAAGGAGCAGUGGUGACAGAUGUGGCUCGGUGUACAUCCCUUGGGUUUGAAGUUUUAGGGAAGCAAGGGUCCAGCGUUGAUGCUGCUAUCACGGCUGCGCUCUGUUUGGGGAUCGUCCACCCUCACACCUCUGGUUUAGGAGGUGGGGGAGUUAUGUUGGUGCAUGACAUCUGGAAGAAUGAGACACGGGUCAUUGACUUCCGAGAGACAGCGCCAUCUGCCAUUCGGGAAGAGCUACUACAGACAAACAUUGAGCAGAAUCCAGGUUUGCUUGUUGGAGUACCAGGUUUACUCAGCGGGAUGCAUCAGGCACACCAGCUUUAUGGCAGAUUACAGUGGAAAGACGUGGUUACCAUGGCAGCGGAUGUGGCCAGAAAUGGAUUCAAUAUCACACAUGACUUAGCUGAAGCGCUCGCUAAUAUUAAAGACCAGAACAUUUCGGCUGCAUUUCGGGAUCUCUUCCUCCCUAAUGGCCAGGCUCCACUCUCUGGGUUGCUGAGCAGACGCCCUGAUUUAGCGAGCAUCUUAGAUGCUGUUGCAGUCAGAGGGAUAUCGGAAUUCUACAGUGGGAACUUGACGCAGGAAAUGGCUGCUGCGGUGCAAGCAAGUGGUGGAGUGCUCACAGAAGAUGACUUUGGUAACUACAGCACUGUCCUACAGCAACCAGCCCACAUCAACUAUCAGGGACACCAUGUGAUGGUGGCUCCAGCCCCUCAUGCAGGUAUCGGCCUGAUCACUGCCCUUAACAUCCUGGAAGGUUACAACAUCACCAACCAGGUGCCCAGAAACAGCACUUAUCAUUGGACUGCAGAGUCUGUGAAGAUAGCUCUGGCACUGGUGAGUGGCCUGGGAGACCCCAUGUUUGACACUUCAGUCUCAGAGACGGUCAACAAGAUGUUGAGCAAGCCACAGGCGUCCUUACUCCGCCAAAUGAUCAAUGACUCUCAGGCGUUUCCUGCCAGCCAUUACGUGCCAUCAUUUAGUUUGGAGGAAGGUGCAGUAGCUGCCCAGGUCAUGGUCAUGGGCCCAGAUGACCACAUUGUCUCCUUCGUAAGCUCCCUGAAUAAACCAUUUGGAAGUGGGAUAGUGACUCCUUCUGGGAUCAUUUUCAACAGCCAAAUAUUGGCCUUUUCUUGGCCUAAUAAAACCCAAAGCCCCAAACCUAACCCUCAUAACAGCCUCCAGCCUGGGAAGAGGCCAUUGUCCUUCCUGAUGCCCACAGCAGUGAGGCCAGCCAUCGGGUUGUGCGGUACCUACGUUGCGGUUGGAUCCUCCAAUGGAGCAAAAGCUCUUAGUGGCAUCACACAGGUGCUGCUAAAUGUUCUCUCCUCACGUAAAAACAUGAGCGACAGUUUAGCGUAUGGUAGACUCCACCCACAGCUGCAGCAAGAAACUCUUCUAGUGGACUCUGAAUUUCUAGAUGAAGAUGUUGAGCUGCUUCAGGCCAAGGGUCACAAAGUUGAAAGGAUAGAAGUUUUGUCAUUGGUGGAAGGCACCCGGAGAACUAAUGAUAUCAUCAUUGGUGUGACGGACCCCCGUAGUGCUGAUGCCUCAGCCCUGACCAUGUACAAGACUUAGUACUGUAGUCUUAAAAUACCACUUAAUAAUUUGGGCACUGAACAAAUAGCGAUAGUCUGUUCUCACAACUAUGUGCAAUUUUAAAUAAUUAUUAUCUGUUGCUGAGACUGACAGAUUUUUAUUUAUUUAUGAUAGUUCAGCUUCUAAGGUAUAUAGUAGUUAAAAUACUAUACUCUUCCCCACACAAUGUCAUUCAUCAUUGUUUGUUGAGCAUAUUAACAGGUAUAUAAAGCCACAAAAUUGAUUUUCCAAUUCAGAUCUGGUGCAUUCCAGUUCAGCUGAAAUUAUUUUUUUAAAUAAAAAUGUAAUUAUGGGUAUGUUUGUGCUGAUAUAAAAAGUUAAUGUAUAGCCAGCAUCCAUGCUGUACAAUGCUUUGUGGCAUGUUGAGCAUUUUAAGAAGAUACUAUUCAUGCAAGUGAUUUAUUAUUGUUGCACUCGUAACUGUUCAUAAAAAUCAAACUGAUAUUUAAAAUGGUUAGAUGAUAAUUGUCCCACUUACAAAAGUACGUAUUUGCUGUGAAAUAUUGACAUGUCAUUCACACAAACGAGUGGAGAAAUAUAGAUGAAAAUGGAAUGUUAAUGGUCAAUUGUGUGCAGUGUUGGGUUAGUUACUGAAAACCAGUAACUAGUUACAGUUACUAGUUACUUUAUUUCAAAAGUAACUCAGGUACUAGCUCAGUUACUUACACCAAAAAGUAAUACGUUACUGUGAAAAGUAACUUUUUAGUUACUUAUUUUUUUCUUCUUUUUUUUUAAAGCUCCCAUUAAUGCCCUUUUAGCCUUCGUUUCAAUACUGUUAUUGCACUGGAGAAUAAUACAAUCUGUUGAUCAACUUGACAUGCAUUUUUAUCUUCUUUUAACAUAAUUAUUGAAAAACAGUGCAACAUAAAAAGGCAUUCUCCUUUCUUUAAACUUGGACCAAUGACCAUUAAUAAAAAACAACUUAAGUGCAAUGUAAGAAGGCACAUCAUCUUUCUUGAAACAUAGGUAAAGCUGUAGUCCCAACACUGAUUGUGUGUGUAUAUAUGUAGAUGUACAGUAAUUUCAGAGAUACUGUAUACUUCUUGUGUUUACAGUUGCUGGGGGUGUUUUGUAACUGGCAUUGAAGCAUUAUUUGUGAAUUUACUACAAUCUGUCUAUUUUUAUAAUAAAUAUAUGGUUGUUGACAUUAAGUUUUCUAUCACCACAAGUUUGUAGAAAAGUUGUACAUUUCUUUUUGGACGUGUUGAUUUGUGGGAGCGUAAAGGUGAUGCACCUCAAUGUGACCUGUUAAGAGACGUCAGAAACAAAUACACCAUACCAUACUGUUUUUGUGAACUUUGUGAAGUUAUGUAAAACCAAUAUAGAUUGUGAAGUUUUCUAAAGUGGUUUUAUGUUAUUCCAGACUGCUCCUAAUCCAAAAUGAACUUCUUCUUCUUGUGAGUGAGGAUGCAAUAUAGAUUUUUAUGCUGGUUGUGUGUUCUGUAGAUGGUCAUGCGCACAUUUGCACAAUAUUUGAUGUUUGAUUUCAUGUGAUUGUUAUUGUUUUGAAAAUAAACAUAAUCAACUCUUCCACAAAUAGUACAAUGUGAGUCUGCUGUACUAUUAUUUUGAAUGUUAAUUUUAGCAACCAACUGU